AUGGUAUCUUGGUGGCUUUUUCGAUAUUUAUGGGUGUAUUACAUACUUGGGCAAUUUAAUGUUUUGUAUGUAAAAACAGAUUGGCCUUCUGUGGAUACAUCAAAUGUACAAUUAUUGACUCUUUUUUAUAAUGCACCAAACGGAUCUGAUCCUUUAGUACAGUACAUUCAUUCUAUUGCAAUGUUUAAAUCAGCAAUGAUACUUGCUCAACGAUACAACUUAACAAUUCAAGGGCAGUUUAUUGGAUGGCAAUCGAUAACAAGUAUUGGUGAUUCCAUGCGUACUCUUGGAAGUACUUGUGACAUGACAUCCAAGUCAAACAUUGUUGGUAUUGUGGGGCCGAGUCUUUCAAGAGAAGCUCAGGUUAU
Messenger RNA from Adineta steineri, 368 nucleotides. Lineage: Eukaryota; Metazoa; Rotifera; Eurotatoria; Adinetida; Adinetidae. The record is from the annotation of a GenBank genome assembly.